AUGAAACCCCUGGGGGCGUUGAUGCUGCUACUACUCUCCCUGACCCACGGACGGACACAGACACAGCCGGCGACGGAGAAACCGACACAGGCGGAGACGCAGACACAGACACACAGGGGGACAGAGGAGGGAGGGGAAUGUCCAGCAGAAUCGCGCCUGGGUCCGAUCUGUCAGAUGAAACUGGGCGAGAGAUGUUCCCACCAUGAUGACUGUGAGAUCUGGCAGAGCUGUUGUGACGCCGGCUGUGGGAAGAGAUGUGUGAUGGACCUCAAGACGGGAGGCCAGGAGGGAACAUGUCCACACUCGUCCAGGCUGCACUACGUGUGCAAGAUGAACUUCACUGCCCCGUGUGAUGGGGACCAUUCCUGUGGCCACUGGUCCUCCUGCUGUCACACCCAGUGUGGUCCCAGAUGUGUGCCUGAGUGCAUGUCAACAGUGCUGCCUAAGAAAUGCCCGGAAAUUUCCAAAGUCUCGAUUCUGUGCAAGAGAAACUUCAGUCAGGCCUGUGAGGAGGAUGAUGAUUGCAGUUUCCAGAAACAGUGCUGUGAUAUUGGAUGUGGCAAGAAAUGUGUCUACGCUUUCACACAAGGUGAGAACGUCUCCAAGAGACGUCCUACAGUACCCAACUGA
Messenger RNA from Carcharodon carcharias (great white shark), 630 nucleotides. RefSeq names its product WAP four-disulfide core domain protein 3-like. Gene Ontology annotation, cellular component: extracellular region. Bases 1 to 630 code for a protein of 209 amino acids. The record is from RefSeq and is a predicted model, not a curated record. NCBI's taxonomy places the organism in Eukaryota, Metazoa, Chordata, Chondrichthyes, Lamniformes, Lamnidae. The transcript has 4 exons. Gene Ontology annotation, molecular function: peptidase inhibitor activity.